Gongylonema pulchrum is the source of this 321-nucleotide messenger RNA. Lineage: Eukaryota; Metazoa; Nematoda; Chromadorea; Rhabditida; Gongylonematidae. The record is from the annotation of a GenBank genome assembly.
AUGUUAAUUCGCAGUGAUUACCAGCUGGUGGAUUACACAGUUGCUCUUUUGCGCAAGUUUGGUACGCAAGAAAUGCUUGUUGGGCUGCCGUGGCGUGUUCUGGCAGCUCUUCUUCCACCUGGUGCAGGCUGGCCGCGUGACUCUGUGCUACUUAUGAAAAAGGUAGCACGUCUGACCCCGCAAGUGGUCAUUUUUGACGAAACGAUGUUUCUUAUUAGCGAUAAAAAUCAUCGCCGGGAACUUGGACGUAAAUGUGCAGAAUGGCCUUAUACGACGUCAGUCAAAUUAGCAGCACUUUGCGAGGAUGGCAGCGAACAAUAA